GAGAUGGGGAAUUAUUCAGCUGUGACCGAAUUCUUUCUGGUGGGACUUUCCCAGUACCCAGAGGUCCAGUUUUUUCUGUUUGCACUCUGCCUCAUUAUGUACGUGAUAAUCCUCCUGGGAAAUAGCCUCCUCCUCAUCAUCAGCAUCCUAGAUUCUCGCCUCCACACCCCUAUGUACUUCUUUCUUGGGAAUCUCUCACUCUUGGACAUCUGUUAUACAUCAUCGUCCAUUCCUCCAAUGCUCAUCAUAUUUCAAUCUGGGAGAAAAUCCAUCUCCUUCAUGGGCUGUGCCCUGCAGAUGGUUGUCUCCCUUGGGUUGGGCUCCACUGAGUGUGUCCUCCUGGCUGUGAUGGCCUAUGAUCGGUACGUGACCAUCUGCAACCCAGUGAGAUACCCCAUCAUCAUGAACAGGGUGCUAUAUGUGCACAUGGCUACAUGGUCUUGGAUCAUAGGCUGUCUGAACUCCUUAGUGCAAACAGUUCUGACAAUGGUGUUGCCUUUCUGUGGGAAUAAUGUCAUAGACCAUCUUACCUGUGAGAUCUUGGCUCUUCUUAAACUCAUAUGUUCAGAUAUCUCCAUGAAUGUGCUUAUCAUGACAGUGGCAAGUAUUGUUUUAUUGGUGAUUCCUCUGUUGUUAAUUUUCAUCUCAUAUGUUUUCAUUCUCUCUUCCAUCAUGAGAAUUAAUUCUGUUGAAGGGAGAAAAAAAGCCUUUUCUACCUGUUCAGCCCACCUGACUGUGGUCAUCUUAUUCUAUGGUUCAGCCCUUUUUAUGUACAUGAAGCCCAACUCAAAGGACACAAAAGCAUCUGACGAAAUCACUGGGCUGUCUUAUGGAGUGGUAACCCCGAUGUUGAACCCCAUCAUCUAUAGCCUGAGGAAUAAAGAGGUGAAAGAAGCUGUGAAGAAAGUCAUGAGUAGACACUUGCAUCUAUGA
Molecule: messenger RNA, 933 nt
Organism: Equus quagga
Lineage: Eukaryota; Metazoa; Chordata; Mammalia; Perissodactyla; Equidae
Product: olfactory receptor 13D1
Exons: 1
Coding region: 4-933 (309 amino acids)
Biological process (GO): G protein-coupled receptor signaling pathway
Cellular component (GO): membrane
Molecular function (GO): olfactory receptor activity; G protein-coupled receptor activity
Source: RefSeq, a predicted model, not a curated record